This is a messenger RNA of Galdieria sulphuraria, 1207 nucleotides long. Its product is annotated as E3 ubiquitin-protein ligase RNF115/126. The transcript has a single exon. Gene Ontology annotation, biological process: protein ubiquitination. Gene Ontology annotation, cellular component: cytoplasm. Gene Ontology annotation, molecular function: ubiquitin protein ligase activity. The record is from RefSeq and is a predicted model, not a curated record. NCBI's taxonomy places the organism in Eukaryota, Rhodophyta, Bangiophyceae, Galdieriales, Galdieriaceae. Bases 49 to 1125 code for a protein of 358 amino acids.
UCCACCCACAACUUGGACAGAAUUGGGUUGAUUCGGGUUUGGCUGUCUAUGGAAGCAGAUCAACAACAACAACAACAACAACAACAGGCUAUGGAAAGGAGAGUCUUCAAACCUUUCUUUUGUUAUAGUUGCCAACACACAGUUCAUAUACAAGUUCCAGAAGUAGAGGAAUCUACUUAUGAACCACAGUGUUCCGAAUGCGGCUCUUCCUUUGUUGAAGAAGUACCCAUUUCAAGGCUGGAGAGUGUCGAAGAGAGUAUUAGCCCCACAACGGGAAACGAAUGGUAUGGGAGUAAUGGAAACGUGGAGGUUAUAUCGCUUGGUGAAGAUGGAGAGCCUAUAAGAUUCUCUUUCCGACUAGGUGGGGAUGUCGGAAACUUUAUAGGUUCUUCGACCGAGGACUCGGAACAGGUUCAGGAAAAUGAAACUUACCUGACAAAUAACCGGUCUACGGGGAUUUCUGACUUUUUACAAAGUUUCUUUGUACCUCGAGGGAAUAUGACAAGAUUUCAAGCACCACCGCCAGCACCCCCAUUGCCAGUGUGGAGAACACCUCAAGAAAGUGACUCCCAAAUAGGAGAAGAGAUUACAGAAAACCACGAACAAGCUCAGAAUUUCACUCAGGAGGAGGAACAAAGGAGAGUUAGAAGGAGGAGAAUUCCUCCUUUUGUAGCAGCGGGGCCUUUCUUUUUGGAUGGAAACUCUUCCGACGUACCUGGUGAUUUUUCGACUUUUAUGCAGCAGAUUUUAGGAAUUUAUGGGAAUCCGGCAGAUUAUGUAAUUGGUGAACAAGGAUUUGAGGCGAUAUUGGCACGUCUGAUGCAAGAAGAUAGUAAUCGAUAUGGUAACCCACCUGCUUCCAAAGAGAUUGUUGCUUCGUUACCAGUCGUACAUUUGUCUGCAGAAGAAGCAGCGCAUCAUUCCGAAUGUUCUGUCUGUAAAGAAGCCUUUGCGGAGAAUAGUGAAGUUGUUCGAUUGCCUUGCAAACAUGUGUUUUGUAAGGACUGCAUUUAUCCGUGGUUAGAACGUCAUAAUACUUGUCCAAGUUGUCGUUAUGAGCUACCAACGGAUGAUUCGGAAUAUGAAAAGAGAAAAUUUUCUCAAAGUUCAAGUACUCAUGGAUAAAAUGUAAGAAGAUUGUUCUCGUACAUAAGUAGUUGCUAUUUACUAUUAUAGCAACACUUGGUAUAAAUGCAUUGUAUACAUU